This is a messenger RNA of Mycena indigotica, 1092 nucleotides long. RefSeq names its product Galactose-1-phosphate uridylyltransferase. Gene Ontology annotation, cellular component: cytoplasm. Gene Ontology annotation, molecular function: zinc ion binding; UDP-glucose:hexose-1-phosphate uridylyltransferase activity. NCBI's taxonomy places the organism in Eukaryota, Fungi, Basidiomycota, Agaricomycetes, Agaricales, Mycenaceae. The coding region runs from base 1 to 1092 and encodes 363 amino acids. The transcript has 6 exons. The record is from RefSeq and is a predicted model, not a curated record. Gene Ontology annotation, biological process: beta-D-galactose catabolic process via UDP-galactose, Leloir pathway.
AUGGACUUUGACCCCACUUCUCAUCCUCAUCGAAGAUUCAAUCCAUUGCUGAAUGAGUACAUUCUCGUUUCUCCGCAUCGAGCAAAACGACCCUGGCUGGGUCAAACGGAGACGCUACAGCCAACAAACCUCCCGCAAUACGAUCCAGAAUGUUACUUAUGCCCAGGAAAUACCCGAUCCGGUGGCCUAACCAAUCCCGUCUACGAGCAGACCUUCACAUUCGAGAAUGACUUUGCAGCCAUUCUCCCUCCUCCCGCACCAGCGCCACCUGUUCCAUCACACCCUCUGCUUAUAUCGCAGCCCGUCCAUGGCGGUUGCGAUGUCAUACUCUUUCACCCUCGACAUGACUUGACGCUAUCGCGGCUUGCUUUGGAGGACAUUGGGCAUAUUAUCGAGGAAUGGAUCGCAAUCUACGUCAAACGCAGCAUGCAAGAGGGAAUCAAGUACGUGCAGAUAUUCGAGAACAAAGGUUCCAUGAUGGGAUGUUCAAACCCUCAUCCCCACGGUCAAGUCUGGUCGCUGUCAGAAAUACCCAGUAUACCAUCGACUGAACUGGCUUCACUUGCGCAUUAUGCGGAGACCGAGACCUCAAGCACCGAUGCACCAAGAGGAUCCCAAGGGAGGCCGUGCAUGCUUUGCGAGUAUUCCCACAUCGAGGUCAAUGCUGGAGAUGACGAUGGGAGGGUUGUUGUCAAGAAUGACCACUGGGUGGCCCUCGUUCCAUGGUGGGCAACAUGGCCAUUUGAAAUCCUCCUACUUCCAUAUAAGAGACAUAUUCCCUCCGUUGAAGAGCUGUUGGCCGAGGAAAAGAAGGCGUUCGCCGACAUUUUGUCGAAAGUCACCAUCCGCUACGACAACCUUUUCUCCUGCAUGUUUGCCUAUUCAAUGGGAAUGCAUCAGCGCCCUACGCGGAGUGGAGACGACAUUGCCCAUCUUCAUCUACAUUUCGCGCCACCCUUGUUGCGGAGUGCCACUGUCAGAAAGUUCCUCGUUGGAUUCGAGCUUAUGGCGGAGGCUCAGAGGGACCUCACGCCAGAACAAGCAGCAGCGCGGUUGAGAGGGGUAGAGUCCAAGCAUUUCAUGUCAUCGUAG